CCCCCUCCCUUCUUUCCCUCCCCCUCUCAGCUCGGCAGCCGGAACCUGCCGGGAAGAGGACGGAGGCAAGAUGGCGGCGGCCGACGGCGACGACUCGCUCUACCCCAUCGCCGUGCUAAUCGACGAGCUCCGCAACGAAGAUGUCCAGCUCCGUCUCAACAGCAUCAAGAAGUUGUCGACGAUUGCGUUGGCGCUGGGGGUGGAGAGGACCCGCAGCGAACUGCUGCCCUUCCUCACCGAUACCAUCUACGAUGAAGACGAGGUGCUCCUGGCCCUGGCGGAGCAGCUGGGGACCUUCACCUCUCUGGUCGGGGGGCCGGAGUACGUCCACUGUCUGCUGCCGCCCCUGGAGUCCCUGGCCACGGUGGAGGAGACAGUGGUGCGGGACAAGGCGGUGGAGUCGCUGCGGGCCAUCUCGCACGAGCACUCGCCCUCGGACCUGGAAGCCCACUUCGUGCCCCUGGUGAAGCGGCUGGCCGGGGGUGACUGGUUCACCUCCCGCACCUCGGCCUGCGGCCUCUUCUCCGUCUGCUACCCCCGCGUCUCCAGCGCCGUCAAGGCCGAGCUGCGCCAGUACUUCCGGAACCUGUGCUCGGACGACACCCCCAUGGUCCGGCGGGCGGCGGCUUCCAAGCUGGGGGAGUUCGCCAAGGUGCUGGAGCUGGACAACGUCAAGAGCGAGAUCAUCCCCAUGUUCUCCAACCUGGCCUCCGACGAGCAGGACUCGGUGCGGCUGCUGGCGGUGGAGGCCUGCGUGAACAUCGCCCAGCUGCUGCCCCAGGAGGACCUGGAGGCCCUGGUGAUGCCCACCCUGCGCCAGGCGGCCGAGGACAAGUCCUGGCGCGUCCGCUACAUGGUGGCCGACAAGUUCACGGAGCUCCAGAAGGCGGUCGGGCCCGAGAUCACCAAGACCGACCUGGUCCCGGCCUUCCAGAACCUCAUGAAGGACUGUGAGGCCGAGGUGAGGGCGGCAGCCUCUCACAAGGUCAAAGAGUUCUGUGAAAACCUGUCCUCCGACUGUCGGGAGAACGUGAUCAUGACCCAGAUCCUGCCUUGCAUCAAGGAGCUGGUGUCGGACGCCAACCAGCACGUCAAGUCGGCCCUGGCCUCGGUCAUCAUGGGCUUGUCCCCCAUCCUGGGCAAGGACAACACCAUCGAGCACCUCCUGCCCCUCUUCCUGGCCCAGCUGAAGGAUGAGUGCCCCGAGGUGCGGCUGAACAUCAUCUCCAACCUGGACUGCGUGAACGAGGUGAUCGGCAUCCGCCAGCUGUCGCAGUCGCUGCUCCCCGCCAUCGUGGAGCUGGCCGAGGAUGCCAAGUGGCGCGUGCGCCUGGCCAUCAUCGAGUACAUGCCCCUGCUGGCUGGCCAGCUGGGCGUGGAGUUCUUCGACGAGAAGCUCAACUCCUUGUGCAUGGCCUGGCUGGUGGACCACGUGUACGCCAUCCGCGAGGCGGCCACCAGCAACCUGAAGAAACUGGUGGAGAAGUUUGGGAAGGAGUGGGCCCACGCCACCAUCAUCCCCAAGGUGCUGGCCAUGGCCGGAGACCCCAACUACCUACACCGCAUGACGACGCUCUUCUGCAUCAAUGUGCUGUCCGAAGUCUGCGGGCAGGACAUCACCACCAAGCACAUGCUCCCCACCGUCCUGCGCAUGGCCGGCGACCCCGUGGCCAACGUCCGCUUCAACGUGGCCAAGUCCCUGCAGAAGAUCGGGCCCAUCCUGGACAACAGCACACUGCAGAACGAGGUCAAGCCAGUCCUGGAGAAGCUGACCCAAGAUCAGGAUGUGGAUGUCAAAUACUUCGCCCAGGAGGCUCUGAGCGUUCUGUCUCUUGCCUGAUGAACGAAGAGGACCAGUCUCCCUUUACCGGCCGCCGUGGUCUCCUCCUCGUCCCGCCCCGGGGGAGGGGGCGGAUGGCCGUCACCCUCCCCGCAUGGUUUGCCGCGCCCCCUCACCUCCCCCUCCAGCACGGGCUCCCCUACCCUCCACGGCGGCCAGAGUCGGAGCCCGAGCCGCGGCCCCGCUCCCCUCCCUCGGAGGCAGCCGAGGACGGGGUCCCGAGGAGGGGCCGAGGGAACGGCCCUACCUCUCGGGCCCGGCUUGGGGGGUAGAGGAGGUGAGGGGCGGUGGUCCCCCGAACCUGGGUCCCUUGCUCCUGGCCCACGUGCAACUCCCCCGCCACCGCUCCUCUCCCCCCCGGACCUGUUACCUGAGGGUGGUUUUUGUGUUUUUAUUUUAUUUUUCUUUUCACGAAGAAAUAAAUGUCGAAAGAGUCGG
Molecule: messenger RNA, 2278 nt
Organism: Ornithorhynchus anatinus (platypus)
Lineage: Eukaryota; Metazoa; Chordata; Mammalia; Monotremata; Ornithorhynchidae
Gene: PPP2R1A
Product: protein phosphatase 2 scaffold subunit Aalpha
Exons: 15
Coding region: 71-1840 (589 amino acids)
Biological process (GO): protein dephosphorylation
Cellular component (GO): protein phosphatase type 2A complex; cytoplasm
Molecular function (GO): protein binding; protein phosphatase regulator activity
Source: RefSeq, a predicted model, not a curated record